AUGCUACCAAUUGCCAGACACUCUGUAUUGCGGGCUGCCCGUUCGCAGAUUUAUCCCACUCGUGCGCUGAAUCAGUCAGCGUUGGCUCGUCUCCUCUCGACCCUCGCAGUCCUCGAGCAGCGUGAUGGCAAGCUGCAGAGCUCUUCCCUUUCUGCAAUUGCUGCAGCACAGAAGCUGGGUGGGCCAGUGACGGCCUUCUUGGCUGGCACUGGCAUUAAAGGUACCUCCGCCACCGAGGCUGCUAAGAUCAAGGGUCUUGACAAGAUUGUUGCGGUGGAGAAUGACGCCUAUGAGAAGGGCCUCCCGGAGAACUUUGCCCCUCUUCUCGUCGAAAACAUCAAGAAGGGUGAAUACACUCACAUUGUUGCUGGACACUCGGCCUUUGGCAAGAACGUGCUGCCCCGCGUGGCUGCUCUUUUGGAUGUCCAGCAGGUCUCAGAUAUCACCGGAAUCGAGAGUGAAGAUACCUUCGUCCGUCCCAUCUAUGCCGGAAACGCUAUCCUGACCGUGCAGUCGAGCGAUAAUAUCAAGGUGAUUACCGUGCGAGGUACCGCUUUCCAGGGCGUCGAGACUGAAGGCGGUUCCGCUGAGAUUGUGGAUGGAGUUGACUCGAACGCCCCCGGGCUGACUGAGUGGGUGUCUGAGGAGCUGGCCAAGUCUGAGCGCCCCGAUCUCUCCACCGCAACCCGCGUUGUGUCUGGUGGCCGUGGUCUCAAGUCUAAGGAGGAGUUUGAUCGCAUCAUGCUUCCGUUGGCUGACUCGCUGGGCGCUGCUAUCGGUGCUUCCCGUGCUGCCGUGGACAGCGGAUUCGCUGACAACAGCCUGCAAGUUGGUCAGACCGGCAAGAAUGUUGCUCCUCAGCUUUACCUCUGCGCUGGUAUUUCCGGUGCCAUCCAACACUUGGCUGGUAUGAAGGACAGCAAGGUCAUUGCCGCCAUCAACAAGGAUCCCGAGGCCCCCAUCUUCCAGGUUGCUGAUGUUGGUUUGGUGGGUGACCUUUUCGAUAAGGUGCCCGAAUUGACUGAGAAGUUGAAGAGCGCCUAG
Molecule: messenger RNA, 1044 nt
Organism: Penicillium pulvis
Lineage: Eukaryota; Fungi; Ascomycota; Eurotiomycetes; Eurotiales; Aspergillaceae
Product: electron transfer flavoprotein subunit alpha/FixB family protein
Exons: 3
Coding region: 1-1044 (347 amino acids)
Cellular component (GO): mitochondrion
Molecular function (GO): flavin adenine dinucleotide binding; electron transfer activity
Source: RefSeq, a predicted model, not a curated record